CGAAGAUUUUGGAGUCGGUCAAGGCGGCUUUGAAAGCACGCGCAGCAUCUUCCUCCUCGUCACCAACACUGGGAUUCCACUGACCAGCAUGCCGCCGCCCACGAUAUUGAGAGCAACCUCAACGGCAGCAUCAGCGGCUACAACACUGCUCGCUGGCCUCACUGCAGGGCCGGCCAACCAGGCGCCGCGCUCACGGCCUGGACCUUCGACUUCGACUGGUCGAUGCUUGUCCACCCGCAUCUCACACGACAGCAACACGAUCUCCUCACCAUCAUCAUCGCGGCUCAGAAGGACCACGUCAGCUCCUCAACCUUCUCACAGACGUAGCUUCCACUCCACUCCGUCCAGUCGCGCAUCAGUAAAAGACCCUUACGCCACCCUCGGCGUGCCACGCUCCGCCUCAUCAAAGGACAUCAAAUCCGCCUACUACCAGCUGGCAAAGAAGCACCACCCGGACACCAACCCGGACAAAUCCGACAAGGCGAAAGAGAAGUUCGUUGAGAUUCAGACAGCGUAUGACAUUCUCAGCGACGAAGGCAAGAAGAAGGCCUUUGAUCAGUAUGGGACUACGGAUGGGAGCAGCGGGUUCGAUCCGUUCGGAGGAGGCGGUGGGGGUGGCAGUCCAUUCGGCGGAGGAUUCGGAGGCUUCGCUGGCUUCGGUGGUGGACCGCAGGGUGGCAUGGGAGGCAAUCCGUCAGACAUCUUCGAGUCGCUCUUCGGCGCCUUUGGCGGCGGAGGAGGCGCUGGAGGAGCUCGUGCUCGAGGCGCAGGCUUUGCUGGCGAGACUCGCGGCGAUGACCUCGAGACCUCUGUGACAGUGUCUUUCGAGGAGGCUUGCCUGGGCGCCUCGCGCAGUAUUACGGUCCACCCUGUCGAGCGCUGCGGCACCUGCUCUGGGGAUGGGUUGCGCAAGGGAGCUCGCAAGUCAACCUGCACAGUCUGCAAUGGUACGGGAACGCGUACCUUUGUCAUCCAGUCCGGAUUCCAGAUGGCGUCCACCUGCCCCGCAUGCGGAGGCGCUGGAUCUACAGUCGCGCCGGGCGAUGCCUGCGGGGAUUGUGAGGGGGUAGGCCGAGUGAGGGGAAGGAAGACGGUACAGGUCAAGAUCCCUCCCGGCGUAGAUGACGGAGCCAAGAUUAGGCUGGAGGGGGCGGGCGAUGCGCCACUGGAAGGCAAGGGGCCGGCUGGUAGUCUCUACGUGCGCAUUCACGUACGCAAGAGCAACGUCUGGCGUCGCCAGGGGGCCAACCUGCACUACGCGGCCAAGGUACCCAUCCAUGUUGCUCUGCUCGGCGGGCGAGUCAGGGUACCUACACUCGAGGGAGACGUAGAGGUACGCGUGCCCCCUGGUACACAGGUUGGGGACGAGAUGCUCCUUCGCGGGCGUGGUGUGGCGAAUCUGCUCAGCAGGAGGAGUGGCAAUGACAAGGGAGACCUACUUGUUGGAUUCGAGGUGGCCAUCCCCAGGAGCUUGACGAAGAGGCAAAAGGAGAUUCUGCAAAUGUAUGCAGACGAUGUCGAAGGCAGGACGACCCAGACGACAACGGCGCCGCCACCGCAGCAGCCACCACCAGCGUCAUCUUCGCCGAGUUCGAGCAACAGCGAGACGGCGGGUAAGAAGGGCAAGGCCUCGACGACGUCAACUAAGUCUGGCGAGGAGGGCAACAACAAGGCAUCCCCGGCCUCGUCAACGGACUCAACAGCAUCGAAGGGUACGUCUCCGGAUCAGAGCGCCAGUGAUGGAUCGGCAGGCAGCGGCGGCAGGGGCCAGGAGGGAGGAGGAGGAGGAGGUAGCGGCCUCCUCGGCGGCUUUUGGAAGAAGCUCAUGGGUCGAGAGUGAGCCUGCAUUGUAGCGGCAGCCUCGUCGAGGCCUCUGCCAAGAAGCGUCAAAGCCUGCUACCACCGACUCGACCGAGACUGGCUCUUCCGCCGAGCCCGGCAAGGAGGAGCAGGAGCAGG
Messenger RNA from Jaminaea rosea, 1959 nucleotides. RefSeq lists its product as hypothetical. The coding region runs from base 89 to 1840 and encodes 583 amino acids. Gene Ontology annotation, cellular component: cytoplasm. Gene Ontology annotation, molecular function: heat shock protein binding; ATP binding. Gene Ontology annotation, biological process: response to heat; protein refolding. NCBI's taxonomy places the organism in Eukaryota, Fungi, Basidiomycota, Exobasidiomycetes, Microstromatales. The record is from RefSeq and is a predicted model, not a curated record. The transcript is spliced from 2 exons.